AGGAGGAGGAGGAGGAGACACAUCAACCAGCUUUAGGGUAGAAGUAAAGAUGGCCAUAAAACAGCUCACGGGGGAAAAAAGAGACACUCGACCGCUGUGAAUGACGGCAGCAGGAGAGACGGAGCGAGGGAGCCGCUUUUGUGAGCACGCCUGCAGGAUCACAGUGGCCUUGAGGGAUGAAGAGCCGGGAGGAGGAGGGGGAGGAGGGGGAGGAGGCCGGCAUUCUUCCCGAACGCGAGUGCUGAGCGCUCGGCAGCGCCUCCAGUCUCCGGCGGGACCACGAGCACUGCCAGGGUUACAGCCGCUCGGGGGUAGAAGGAGGAGGAGGAGGAGGAGGAGGGGGGCAGAGCAGCCUCCGGGUUCAGUCCUCUCCGAGGAAACGGCGCUGCGCUCCUUCCGACGCCCGGCCACUGACAGACACGGAGCGGAGGGGCGCGCGUCGGCAGCCACGAUGACAGAAGGUGCGUUUAGGAAGCAGGGAUUUAAAAAGUGCCGGAGCGCCACUUUCAGCAUCGAUGGCUUCAGCUUCACCAUCGUUGCCAACGAGGCUGGAGGGAACAACCUUCGCCCGUCCGCCCGCAUAGCACGCUCUCAGUCCCAGAAUGCACUCUGCACGGCCGCGAGCGCCGGCGCCGGCGUCGCCGACCGCAGAGGAGUGGGCGUCGACCCCCGCGCUCCGGAGGAGGUCCUGGCCGACGCGCUGCCGAACCCCGACGCGCCCGACGCCAUGGAGAAAACUGCCAUAAGAUUGCGGUGUCUUGUUAGGCAGCUGGAGAAGGGAGAAGCCUCGGUGGCGGACCUGAAGAAAAACCUGGAGUUCGCUGCUUCGGUCCUUGAAAAUCUAUACUUUGAGGAAAACAGGCGGCUGGCGCAGCCGGAGGACGAGCUGAGCGACAUCCAGUCGGACACGGUGCCGUCGGAGGUCCGUGAUUGGCUGGCCUCCACCUUCACGCGGCAGAGGGCCCUGAUGCUGCGCCGCGGCGACGACAAGCCGCGCUUCCGCAGCAUCGUCCACGCGGUGCAGGCCGGCAUCUUCGUGGAGAGGAUAUACAGACGAACCUCCAACACGGUCGGUUUCACUUAUCCCCCAAAUGUCAUCACUGUGCUCAAGAACAUGAACAUGUGGUCUUUCGAUGUGUUCGCGCUGAACGAGGCCAGCGGAGACCACGCUCUGAAGUUUGUCUUCUAUGAGCUUCUGACCCGAUACGACCUGAUCAAUCGUUUCAAGGUCCCGGUCUCUGCUCUCCUGUCCUUCUUGGAUUCUUUGGAGGUGGGCUACAGCAAAUACAAGAACCCCUACCACAACCUCAUGCAUGCUGCCGACGUCGCACAGACCAUCCACUACCUGCUCCUCAAGACUGGCAUGGUGCACUGGCUAAGUGAUUUGGAGAUCUUUGCCGUCAUCUUUGCAGCUGCCAUCCAUGACUUUGAACACACAGGGACCACCAACAACUUCCACAUCCAGACCAGGUCAGAGGCGGCCAUGCUGUACAACGACCGAGCCGUUCUGGAGAACCACCACGUCAGCGCUGCCUAUCGCCUUCUACAGGGGGACGAUGAGAUGAACAUCCUCGUGAAUCUUCCCAAAGAAGACUGGAGGGAGCUGCGGACGCUGGUGGUGGAGAUGGUGCUGGCCACUGACAUGUCCUGUCACUUCCAGCAGAUCAAAGCCAUGAAAAGCCUGUUGCAGCAGCCGGACGAGAUCGACAAGCCCAAGGCCCUGUCGCUGCUGCUGCACACGGCCGACAUCAGCCACCCCGCCAAGCGCUGGGGCCUCCAUCACCGCUGGACCGCGUCCUUGUUGGAGGAGUUCUUCCAACAGGGUGAUAAAGAAGCGGAGCUGGGUCUACCGUUCUCCCCUCUCUGUGACCGCAAGUCCACCAUGGUGGCCCAGUCCCAGAUCGGGUUUAUUGACUUCAUUGUGGAGCCAACGUUCACCGUGAUGACGGAAAUGAUUGAGAAGAUAGUGACGCCGCUGAUUGAAGAGGCUUCUCAGUCCGGACUGACGGGCGUGAGGCGCGCAAGUGUCAACAGCAUCUGUGGGAGUGAUGGGAAGCUUUCCAGCCUGAAGAGUCCAGCGUCUGAGGGCAGCUGCUGUCUGACCAUGGUGGACUUUAAGAGCUUCAAGGUCACUUGGAACCAGGAGAUUCAUCACAACAGGGACUUGUGGAAGGACCAGGCAGAUAAAGACGUGGACAAAAAGACCAGUGACGAGGCCGAAGAGGGGAAGAAGCCACGGGCGGCCGUCGACACGCGGCGGGAGGGGGUGAAAACGGACGAGGGGGCGAAGAAAGAGGUGGAGCAGCGGAGGCUACGGCAGCCGCCGAAAGCAGAGGAAGGAGACGGGGAUCCAAGAGGAGCUGCGGGGUCUCCGUGCGACUCAGACCGACAGGAAACGGGUAAAAAGAAUCCCGAGGAGCACGCGGAGCAAGCGGAGCAGCGCCAGCGGCCACACGACCAGCAUGACUUCCCUCUGAUCAGCUACUGCAAGAGGCCCAGCUACUGUGCGGGCUACUACCGGCUGGUGAGGUCAAAGGUCACGGAGAUGCGGCCUAUUGAUGCCAGGGGAAGAGUGAGGAGGCUGCAGCGCAUCUCCCUGCGUCGGCGGAAGUGACCUUAGAGUAGAAGCCAUGGGUGCGACGUCACCAUAAAUGUCUUUUGUGUAUAUUUGCAUUUUGCAGCCACAUUUUCUAGCUGAUUAUAAUUUUAAUAUUGUACAGGUCACUUUUGCUACAUAGCCGUUACUAGUGACGCCUCCCCUUUACUAUUGUCAUGGUUCCAACAUUCUCUUUGUUUAGUGAAUCUUUUUUUUUUUUUAAAUCCACUAAUGAAAUAUUGAUCGUAGUGGAUAUUUUACUGUCCUGUUGUUUUUACUGCUUGGUCUCCUGCUGCUGUCCCAGCCCUCAGUAUUUACGUUGUAGUUGUAUGAAUGUUGACUAAAUCCCUACGGCGAGUGGUGCAGACUGAAAUGGAGCUGAAGCACCGAGAAUAAAAAACUGUGAGUCACUGAAUGUCAAUUUUAUAGCUUUAAUAUCUUAGGUUCUGAUUAAAAUGUCCUGGAUUUACUGUAAGUUCCUCAAUUCUCUUUGACUCUCUAUGUAAAUCUUCGCUUCCUUGCCUCUAUUCUACCAUAGUGUGUUUAAAGAAACUAGUUUUGUUAGGAUGCUGAUAUGUAACCUGAACAUAUACUGUACAAUGUCUCAACCAGUCACAAUCCAUUUUAAUACAGUCUCUAAUGAACUCAACACAUCCUGCAGCGAGUAUCACACACACACUGGCAAAACUAAUGAAUAAACAUUUAAUGCAGCCGGAUGUAAACAACAUUACUGACGGAGAAAUGGUAGUUAAACGUCCUCCUUCUCAUCAUCCUCUAAGUGAACCAUCUGCUUCUCUGCCUUGAGCAGCCUCACACCUACAGAGAACGAAAACACAAGUGGAGCUGAAACCAGCUGGAGUUGUUAUAAAAUGCACUGAGAAAAAACACCGAGUCAUUAAAGCUAAAGCAGUGAAUGAA
Molecule: messenger RNA, 3514 nt
Organism: Betta splendens (Siamese fighting fish)
Lineage: Eukaryota; Metazoa; Chordata; Actinopteri; Anabantiformes; Osphronemidae
Gene: pde1ca
Product: phosphodiesterase 1C, calmodulin-dependent a
Exons: 17
Coding region: 101-2614 (837 amino acids)
Biological process (GO): signal transduction
Molecular function (GO): 3',5'-cyclic-nucleotide phosphodiesterase activity
Source: RefSeq, a predicted model, not a curated record